CUGGAUUCCUGACCCACCAGGCUGGGACGGCUGGAAAGGGACUUGGAAAAGCAUGCCAAAGCCAAAGUCCAGAUGGAAUUUUUGUCCUCGCUGGAAACAGGCCUGAGGGGAAGGGUCAGAGCGUGGCUGGGGCCACGGGAGGUCAGUGGGGUGUGCUGCUAACCCGGCUCUCUGCCAGCGGCUUUGGGAUCAGAAAUCAUCCGACUUGGCUUCCCUCUUUCAGUUCCUCCUUCCCAGACGCAGGGCAGCCCCAGGACUGCCGCGCUCCCUCCGCAGCUCAGCUGAACAAACACCUGGAUCAUUUUCCCAACUAUUUCUUUUUAAGGAGACGAAAAAAAAAAAAAAAGCGAUUUCCUUCCUUCCUUCCUUCUUUCUCGGUUGGAGCACUUCCGUCCUUCCCUGGAGCAGCCUCUCCCUGCCUGCACAGGCUCACCCUCGGGACACAAGGCAAGAUCCACCUCCUCCCUUCCGCACCCCGGGACUUGGGCUGGGUCGGGAUCUUUCCCUUUCCUGAAGGCAGGAUUUUCCUCACAGUUCAGUCUCAGCGAGGAAACUGAGCUGAGCCUGAGCGUCCCUGCUGUCAGGAGGGAUUUGGGGGCUGGGCACCCUCCUUGCCCCCGUAUCACCCUGGCUGGAUUCCCAGCUCUGCUCAGAGUCUCUCAGAGCCUCGUUUCGUCAUUCCUGUGUUUUUCCUGUGCCCGGCAUUGCCAGGAGCCAGCUGCAGCUGCCUUUUGUCAGGGGCUGCUAACACUUGUCUGUAUCUGUGGGGCCGGCGGCGAUGGCCGAUGGCGAGGGCGUGUUCACGGCCACGGCCCUGCCCGGGGACCCGCGGCUGCUGCCCACGCUGACCAACGCCUUCCUGGGCACCCGCGUGUUCCGGGACAUCCUGCACGCCGCUGGCGUGUACAGCGGGGCGGCGGGGGACACGCACCGCGCCGAUGUCCCCAGCCCGCUGGGGCUGCGCAUGGCAGCGCCCGCAGCUCCCAGCCCGGCCGAGAGCUUCACCCUCAACACCUGGACAGGGACCUUCAGCCACACGAUUCAAUCCUCUGGCUACGUGGCCACCCACCAGCUCUACGCCCACCACUCCCUGGUGCACCUGAUGGCCUUCAGCAUCACCAUCCAGCGCCUGGAUGGCUCCACACAUCCCAUCAGCGUCCAGCUCCAGAGCCUGUUCGUGCCACAGAGCCAGGACCUGGACCUCGCCCCCGGGCCAGACUUCCAGGGAGCGCACUACAUCUACGGGCAGACGCUGGUUCCCGAGGUGGAGGGGGGCCCCCGUCCCGCCGUCCACAUGCUGUGGACCCCCAUCCCGCAGCGGCUGACGCUGGCCGGGGGGGAGCGGGAGCGCUGCUGGCAGUUCCUGACGGCCGUGGCCGGCAGCGAGCGGGAGGCGAAGCGCAGCUACAGCGCGGGGCUGUCGCUGCUGGCCGCGGGGUCCCUGCUCCGCUCCCACCUCCGCUCCUGGGCCGCGCUGCGCCGGGGCUGCUCCGUGCAGCUGGACGGGCCCCCGGCCCUGCGGCAGGCGCUCCACGGCUGCCUCUACUACCUGCUGAGCGCCGUCCCGCCCCGCGACGGCCCCGCCGCCCCGUUCCACGGCAUCAGCCCCGGCGGCUUGUCCAACGGCACCCGCGGCGAGGACUACUGGGGACACGUCUUCUGGGACCAGGACACCUGGAUGUUCCCGAAUAUCCUGCUGCUGUAUCCCGAGGCUGCCCGCGCCAUCCUGCAGUACCGCAUCCGCACGCUGGAGGGCGCCAGGCGCAACGCGCAGGAGCAGGGCUGCGAGGGCGCGAAAUUCCCGUGGGAGAGCGCAGCCACUGGCCGGGAAGUGUGUCCUGAGGAGAUCUAUGGAGCCCAGGAAAUCCAUGUCACCGGGGAUGUCCUGAUGGCCUUCGAGCAGUAUUACUGCACCACGCAGGACCAGAAGCUGUUCCGGGAGGAAGGGGGCUGGGAGCUGGUGGAAGCCGUGGCUCAGUACUGGUGCAGCAGGAUGGUGUGGAGUGAGGAGGAGCAGCUCUACCACAUCACAGGUGUCAUGCCCCCAGACGAGUACCACAGCCAGGUCGAUAACUCUGCCUACACCAAUGCCGUGGCCCGGCGCAGCUUGAAUUUUGCCACUGCCAUGGCUCGGGACCUGCUGCUCCCUGCGCCGGAGGAGUGGGAGCACCGUGCCAGGAGAAUCAAGGUGCCCUUUGAUGAGGAGAGGAAAUACCACCCUGAGUACGAUGGCUACAGCCCAGGUGAGCCGGUGAAACAGGCAGAUGUGGUCCUGCUGGGGUUCCCACUGAUGCACCCCAUGAGCGCCGAGGUGCGGAGGAACGACCUGGAGAUGUACGAGCCCGUCACUGACCCAGCUGGGCCAGCCAUGACCUGGAGCAUGUUUGCCGUGGGCUGGCUGGAGCUGAAGGAGCUGCAGAGAGCCUGGAGCCAGCUGGAAAAGUGCUUCAGCAACAUCACGGAGCCUUUCAAGGUCUGGGUGGAGAACUCGGAUGGGUCGGGAGCUGUGAACUUCUUGACAGGGAUGGGGGGAUUCCUGCAGGUCAUCCUCUUCGGCUUCACGGGGUUCAGGAUCACAAGGUCCAGCCUGCUCUUUGAUCCCGCCUUUCCCGAAGAUAUCACCAAGCUGAAAAUCAGCAGCAUCUCUUACUUGGGCAACAGACUGGAGGUCACCAUCACCAGGGAGGAGAUCAGGAUGGAAGUGACUGAGACUUCCCAGGCCCCUCCAGCAUCUCCCCUGGAAGCUGUGCUGGAGUCAGGACAGCGCUUUCCUCUGUGGGAAGGGCAGAGUGUCUCCUUUCCCACAGCACCUGGAUGGAUCCAGAGGUCACCCAGCAGGACCCCUUAAACCCUGGCUGAUCCGGGUGUUGCCCCCUGGAGCAGAGGAUCUGGGAUGCUGGUGGUGGAAAGAGGGUGCCAGGCUGUGCCACCUGUCCUUGUGGGAGUCAGUGGCUGGAGCUGUCACCAUGGCUGGAGAUGUCACCACGUCUGAGCCCCCCACUCCCCUCUUACUCAACACAGGAGAGAAAACCAAGCCUGAAAAUGACCAUUUCGAAAGUGUUUGCUAGACACUCGGGAGUUGUUUAUGCUCUCAGCAUGUUUGUGUUUGGAAGGAAGCCCAUUCCUGACUCCAGGAUCCUGACUCCAGCUCCUCUGGCAUGUCCUGCCCCGGUCCUUGCCUUUCCCAUGUGUUGCUCUGUGGGCUCAAGGAGCUCAGCCAGUGAUCAUUCAUCAUGAAGGAUCUUUUGGCACUAAAUAUUACUCCAAAAAUUCAGUCAAAAGCCUUUUAACCCUGUGUGGGCAGCACGCA
Molecule: messenger RNA, 3310 nt
Organism: Oenanthe melanoleuca
Lineage: Eukaryota; Metazoa; Chordata; Aves; Passeriformes; Muscicapidae
Gene: PGGHG
Product: protein-glucosylgalactosylhydroxylysine glucosidase
Exons: 14
Coding region: 779-2848 (689 amino acids)
Biological process (GO): carbohydrate metabolic process
Molecular function (GO): catalytic activity
Source: RefSeq, a predicted model, not a curated record